UCCGAUAGCCGUUCGCACAUCCAUAGUCGAUCUUUCAGUUGUGCGCAGUGUGCGUGCUGCGAAGAAGCCACGCAUUUCUCAUCCGCACGCUUUUCAAUCAAUUCGUGAUAAUAGAGUAUAGUGUCGACAAAACGUGAUCGCGAUCUUGACCAACUGCCGUACAUUUUGGAUUGCGAAUCACGAAGCGUGCCACGAUCCAUACGAUUCUACAUGACGCACGUCACGCAUCUCGCAUCUCUUUCCGUUCUAUGCGAUUCAUGAAGAAUACGAUACCGACGAGCUCGACGUGCUCGAAACAGCCGCAGUGCCGUAUCUACUUGGUGGAUUUAAUACAAACGAGAUUCUAUAUCAUAAAUAAGCAGAGCCUCUGAUCGAAGAAGUUACAGGAUUGCCACGGGAAAACGUAUAAUUGGUUCAAAUGGAUCGAGUGAGAAGACGAACCUCGAUGGGUAAUUGUAUCAGAAAGCGUAGCGUUUGCGUGAGUGUGGUUGUACUCGGAACCUUCAUUGGUUGCACACUAUUAGCGUACACGGCGUUUGCAUUUCCGACUACUAAACAUGACACGUUACAGCAAGUGGCUUUUUUGUUUCGUCACGGCGACAGAACUCCUACAGAGACCUAUCCUAAAGAUCCCUACAUAAAUUACGCAUGGCCCGGUGGCUGGGGCGCCCUGACUAAGAAAGGAAUGCUUCAACUAUAUGACGUGGGUCAAUGGAUCCGCCGAGAAUACGGCGAUAUAAUCGGUAAUAAAUUCGAAAGCGCAACCACGCUGGUACGAAGCAGUUAUGCAGAUCGAUGCAUUAUGUCGGCACAAGCCUUACUCGCCAGAUUGUUCGUACCAACUAUGGAGGAUAUGUUUUUACCCGGAUUAGCGUGGACUCCUGUUCCUGUACAUUCGAUACCACGAGAUAUGGAUAAGUUAAUAACGGUGAAGGCACCAUGCCCGAGAUUAGCUGAAGCUCUAAAACAGGCAUAUUUAGAAGAGGCAAGAAGAUCAGGCAAAGAAAUGGCCGAAUAUUACAAAGAACUGACGGAGCAUACUGGUCAGAAUAUAAGCACGAUCACCGAUGUCGAGUUUCUUUACAAUACUCUCGAAAUCGAGGAGCAACACGGUUUAAAACUGCCGGAAUGGACGCGCAAAUUUUACAAUAACGGGAUGCGCGAAAUAGCCGCUCGCAGUUUAGCGAUUUUUACUAAUAGCACUAUUCAAAAACGUCUUUUAGGAGGCCCGCUGCUAAAGGAGAUUUUAUCGCAUAUGGAAGAGAUUAGAACUGAUUCCAAACCAAAACGAUCUUAUUUUUAUUCUGCUCACGAUAUAACUAUCGUUAAUGUAUUGAGAACAAUGGGAUUUACGAACGAACUUUUUAAACCCGAUUACGGAGCAACGCUCAUAUUCGAAUUACAUCUCACGAAUAAUGGUGCCGAUCAGGAAGUGAAGUGCAACGUGUCUGCCAUCGGGUUUGCGUCAUCAUUGACGAUUGUGACAACCGCUCCUUUACCACCACUACUUCAACCACCACCAUCACCACGUCCUCCGGAAGUUCGCGUUGUACGCGAUCUUCCGCAGUCGAUGUGUAUACGUCACGUCGGCGGCGGAUCAUCUCGUCGUCGUCGUCGUCGUCGUUGUCUUCUGUACUUUCCCAUUAGUCCGCAUCUAUCUUCUUGUCUAUCGCGCUCCAGCCAGCGCGCCCGUUCAACCUUGACUGGCGGAUCUGGACAAAGGUUGGUGCUCUCUCGACCCGCGACAAUUCUGUCUGUACGCACGUCUUCAAGUUUUUUGCAUUUUCGCAAUUCAUUCUUCGUUACAGGCGUUAAAUAAUUUGUUUCGAGUCUCAGAAAACCUAGAAAGAUCGCCAACAUGUUUAGCUGGCUAACUCGUGAAGAGAAUAACAAGCAAGAUCUCUUCGAAAAUGUCACUGAAGGUCUCAAGAGGAUAUACAAAUCCAAAUUAUUACCAUUGGAACAAUAUUACCAAUUCCAUGACUUUCAUUCACCACAACUGGAUGACCCAGAUUUUGAUGCAAAGCCAAUGAUUCUCUUAGUUGGGCAAUAUUCGACUGGCAAAACUACAUUUAUCAAAUAUUUAUUAGAGAGAGAAUUUCCUGGUAUUAGGAUUGGACCAGAGCCUACUACAGAUCGAUUUAUAGCAGUGAUGUACGAUGAGAAAGAGGGUGUUAUUCCUGGAAAUGCCUUAGUUGUAGAUCCAAAUAAACAAUUUAGACCACUUUCAAAAUUUGGCAAUGCAUUCUUGAAUAGAUUUCAAUGUUCAACUGUAGCCUCGCCUGUUUUAAAAGGCAUAUCCAUAGUGGACACACCUGGUAUAUUGUCUGGUGAAAAACAACGAGUUGACAGAGGAUAUGAUUUCACUGGUGUUUUAGAAUGGUUUGCUGAACGUGUAGAUAGAAUUAUAUUGUUAUUUGAUGCUCAUAAGCUCGAUAUAUCAGAUGAGUUUCGUAGAUCUAUUGAGGCGUUACGUGGGCAUGAUGAUAAGAUUAGAAUUGUUCUUAAUAAAGCUGACAUGAUAGACCAUCAACAACUUAUGAGGGUAUAUGGUGCAUUAAUGUGGUCUUUGGGAAAAGUUUUACAAACUCCAGAAGUAGCUAGAGUUUAUAUAGGCUCAUUUUGGGAUCAACCAUUAAGAUAUGAUGUUAAUAGAAGAUUAUUUGAAGAUGAAGAGCAAGAUUUGUUCAGAGACAUGCAAUCACUUCCAAAAAAUGCUGCAUUACGAAAACUCAAUGACUUAAUUAAACGAGCACGCUUGGCAAAGGUGCAUGCAUACAUAAUAAGCGCCUUACGAAAAGAUAUGCCAAGCAUGUUUGGUAAAGAUACUAGGAAAAAAGAAUUAAUAAAGAAUUUGGGACAAAUUUAUGAUCAAAUACAAAGAGAACAACAGAUUUCACCUGGUGAUUUUCCGGAUUUAAAGAAGAUGCAAGAAUGCUUAGCGCAUCAUGAUUUUAAGCAAUUUAAUCCCAUUAAGCCUAAAUUGUUAGAAGUGGUGGAUAAGAUGCUUGCUGAAGACAUUGCAAAACUUAUGGCUAUGAUACCACAUGAAGAAGUCACCACAGUUUCGGAACCACUUAUUAAAGGAGGUGCAUUUGAAGGUGUAGAAGAUCAAGUUAGUCCAUUUGGAUACAAAAGAGGAGAAGGGAUUGAUGCAGGAGCAGGUGAACCAGAAUGGAUUGUCAAUAAGGAAAGAUAUAAAUAUGAUAGCAUCUUCGAAUCACUUGGACCACAAGAAGGAAAGAUUACAGGAGCAGCGGCUAAAUCGGAAAUGGUUAAAUCUAAAUUGCCGAACAGCGUGCUUGGAAAGAUCUGGAAACUCUCAGACAUUAAUAAGGAUGGAUUCUUAGAUUCUGACGAAUUUGCUUUAGCUAUGCAUCUAAUCAAUGUAAAGCUCGAAGGCUACGAUCUUCCGGCUGAGCUGCCAGAACAUCUAAUACCACCAUCAAAACGCGAUAUAUAAUAUAAUAUUCUCGUAUUGUAAUUUAUUACAUUUCACAAAUGGCAUACGCGCUUGAAGCCACAAGGAACCACAAAUUAGGACAAUUUAUCAAUAGUGCGCUGAUUGAUGCCAUUGAUUCACAGGUUUGAGAACUAUAAAAUUAUACUUUUACGACCAGAUGUAUCAUAUUAUGUGUAUACUGUCUUAUUCUGAUAAUAUAUCAAGGCCGGGAAACAUAUAUAGCUUGCAAUUUUUAGAGAAAUACUAAAUAAGAUCAACUAUAUAGUGCAUAUAUAUAUAUAUACAGUAUCUUUUAAAUAAUAUUUUUCGGAAAUAUGUAUAUGGAGGUAAAAACUAUACACAUAGUAUGCAAUGCUUACUGGCAUAUUAGUAUAUAAAACAACUUAGAAUAUAUGCUUUUAUUUAAAAUGUUAAGUUGUUAAGAUUGAAAUAUUGGCCUUGAAAUUGUACUUGUACUUUAGAACUUUAUAAUUAUAUCCUAAAUUGGAAAACAUUCGAUCAAUGAAUAAGAGACUGCAUUUGGAUAUAUUAAA
Molecule: messenger RNA, 3996 nt
Organism: Nylanderia fulva
Lineage: Eukaryota; Metazoa; Arthropoda; Insecta; Hymenoptera; Formicidae
Source: RefSeq, a predicted model, not a curated record